UGAAAACCAGAGCCCUUGCGCUGGAAGAUAUUGUAGUCUUUUCUGUACAAACCUGUUAAAUCAUAGUUGUCUUAACAAAGUUACUCUUGGCAUCAUUAGUUCAAUUAAGAUAGCUUAUUUAUCAAUAAACCACUUCCUCAACCAGUAUGUCUAUUUAGCAGUGUCAGUGUGUAUGACGCAUUUUUCUCUCACCUGGCCUGAGGUCAGUGAACGUCUGGUAUUUACGUACCUUUCGUCGGUGAAUACUCAGUAAAAUUACAUUUCAGUAGGUAAAUGUGGUCAGCAGCCUGAAAUGGCCUUUAACAUUUCCUUCAGGCCACAGCUCGGCACUUGGCGGGCUUUAGGACCCUGCAGAGCGACUCCCGUGAAGACAGCACAGGCAGGAGCAAUGUUAUGGCAGGGUUCACCUGAGCGCUACUGACGAACAACCUUAACCAUUUCACAUACUGUUACCACCACUGUACACAUGUUGUACUGUUGGUAAGUGUGUUGUCUAAGGUGCAGUGGUCGCAGGAAGCUGCGGCUCAUCUCUUCAGCUGCUGAUGGAACACAUCCGACUACCAAAGGUGGAGAAUGUCAGGCUGCUGGACAGAGUCUCUCCCAGGAGGAGUAGGGUGGGCACCCUCUACCUGACAGCUACACACUCCAUCUUUGUGGAGAAUGAGGCUGGAGUGCGCAAUGAAACAUGGGUGCUUCACAGUUUGGUGUGCAGUGUGGAGAAACAGGCCGCCGCAGCCUCAGGAUGUGCUCUCCUCAUUCACUGUAAGAACUUCCAGGUUCUUCAUUUUGUCAUUCCACGAGAGCGAGAGUGCCAUGAUGUUCACCUGUCCCUGCAGCGUCUCUCCCAGCCAGAGAGUUACGCGGAGCUGUACUGUUUCUCCUAUAAGCCUAACGUUGAUGAGGAGGAGAGACGGCAGGAAUGGGACUUCUUGGACCUCAAGGUCGAUUACAGCAGAAUGGGACUCCCAAAUUCCCUGUGGAAACUCUCCCCCGUUAACCGACACUACAAGGUGAGUGACACUUACCCCGCUGACCUCUUUGUACCGGAGUCUGCCACUCCUCCAGUCAUCGUGGGGAGCUCCAAGUUCAGAAGCAGAGGCAGAUUUCCCACUUUGUCAUACUACUCCAAAGAAAAUCAUGCUGCCAUCUGCCGCAGCAGCCAGCCCCUGUCAGGCUUCAGCGCUCGAUGCCUGGAGGAUGAACAGAUGCUAGAGGCCAUCUUGAGGUCCAAUCCCCGCAGUGACUUCAUGUAUGUGGUGGACACCAGGCCUAAGCUGAAUGCGAUUGCAAACCGAGCUGCAGGUAAAGGCUACGAAAAUGAAGACAACUACUCCAACAUCAAAUUCCAGUUCAUCGGCAUCGAGAACAUCCAUGUUAUGAGAAACAGCCAACAAAAAAUGCUAGAAGUGUGUGAGCUGCGUUCCCCCUCCAUGUCCGACUUCCUGGAGGGUCUGGAGAGCUCAGGCUGGCUGAAGCACAUCAAAGCUGUUUUGGAUGCAGGCAUCUUCAUCGCCAAGGCUGUUGCAGAGGAGGGUGUCAGUGUCCUGGUUCACUGUUCAGACGGUUGGGACCGUACAGCCCAGGUGUGUUCAGUGGCCUGUGUGCUGCUGGACCCCUACUACAGGACCCUCCGAGGACUCAUGGUUCUCAUUGAGAGAGACUGGGUCUCAUUUGGACACAAGUUCUCUCACAGAUGCAACCACCUGGUUGGAGACCCUAAGGAGGUGUCUCCCAUCAUCGACCAGUUCUUGGAGUGCGUGUGGCAGCUGAUGGAGCAGUUCCCCUGUGCCUUUGAGUUCAACGAGAGGUUCCUCAUCACCAUUCACAGCCACAUCUACUCCUGCCAGUAUGGCAACUUCAUUGGCAACAACCAGCGGGAGAGGACAGAGCUGGGAGUGCGUGAGAGGACUCACUCUUUGUGGAGUUAUCUGUGGACGAAUCGCACAGACUACAUCAACCCUCUGUACAGGCCCGACCACAGCCAGACUCAGGGGCUCCUGCGGCCAUCUACUGCCCCCUACUGCUUUAAAUUUUGGAGUGGCCUGUACAACCGAUUUGACCGAGGGAUGCAUCCGCGACAGUCUGUAGAGGAUUACCUGAGGGCCAUCCAAGAGGAGACGCAGCAGCUGGAGGAGCAGCUGGCCUCACACAAGCAGAAAAUUGCUCAACUGGAGCAGGAGCAGGUGUGGAGUGUCACCCAGAAAGCAACCACCUUUGACAAGAGCCCGACAGCGUGGGCUCUCAGCAAUGACAUCACUGUGGCCAACACCCCUCAGGACUACACUGGGGGUUUCAUCACCAGCAGCCCCUGUCAACCAAAAGCACCAGACAGCAGCCUAAUCCUCCUGCCCCAAGACCUGAACCAAACAUUGGAAGCCAGCCUCUCCAAUGGCAGCGACCAGGAGUCGGGGAUUGCAGACCUGAGCUGUCGUUCACCCCUCAGCGAGGACAGCACCAGGGAUCCAGACUCAGACGAGGCCGUCUACUCUGUCGCCUGAGCAAAUGUAGCAUGUGGUUGAAGCCACAGCAGCUUCACAGCCACUGAACAAACACCAAUACCUUUGUACUCACCAGGUAAUCCAGCUAUUGGCUGACCUUAGCGAAGAGUCUUGUUCGGGUUACACAGGUGACUUGCACUUUUGUUUGCAUGUAGUGUGGUGUACUCUUCCUGUUACCACAUACAUACUAGUUAAAUGUUUUGUGCUGUAGCUGAUCACAUUUUAUUUCUUUAGACCAGUGAAAGAAAUUCUGAAAGGCUGUACACAGAUGAUGCUUCCAAGGCCACAGACACACUUAAGUAUUGGAGUGAUCUCAGCAGAAAAGAGUUAAAUUAAACGCAAGUUAAGAACAAUUCAGAACAGUUCAAUGGACAUGUAAACUGAGUGUGUAAGUAUGAGACCUUUUUACUAUGAUCUUCCAUACAUUUAAUUUACUCAUUAGGCCUUUGGCUUUACAAACACUUUUUGAAAAAGGAAAUCAUUUUAGGCACACUGAUCUUAAAGGCCACUAAAUAAUUUAAUGAAGUGGGAUAUUAGGACAGGAUCAAACAACAAAUGCAAACUAAGGGAUAAAAAGAGCAGAUGUGUGCAGAAUAUAAGCUGCUGUCACAGUGUAUUAAGAGGAUGAGUCAUCUUUGUUGCAGUGUUUGCACAGAUCGAUCUCCUUAAGUUCCUUUUCUAUUAAGUGUUUUGAUAAUUUUGUCUAAUAUCUGUUUAAAAAUGCUGUUGCACCUUAUGUUCAGUGCUGGUCCACAGGCAGUCUGCGUUAGAGAUUCAGUUGGGCCUGAAAGAGCAGCAGUGAUCCUGCUCUACCCGAAGUGUGGUUCAAAUGGCAAUGUAGCAGCAUUUCAGUCCCAAAGGAGGUGUUAUGAACCAAAGUCACUCAGCACACCACAGUGACCUCAGCUGGGUUUUGGAGACAUUACACUACAAUAACCAGUGGUCAGCUGUGCUGACUGGCACCUUAUGUUCCAAACCAGGGUAUUUCAAUAUAAUACACAAUAUCAUGUUAUAUUAACUCCACAGUAUGUGAAAAUGAGCUUUGAAUUUUUACUGAAGUCAGGAGAGCUGUAUACAUUCCUGCCCAAAAUAUAUCUCAACAACAGAUUUGUUACCAUCAAAUCAAAAUGUUUUACCAAAAGGAAUCAGCUGUCUGCUGGUGUAAAUGGUGCAGAGUACAUGACAGGACACUGAACCAGCAGAUUGGAGCAUGUGAACACAAAUAUUCUGUUGUUUAAGGAAGCAGAUUACCGACUGACUUUUUGAUUAUUUGUUCCACCUUAAUUGUAAAAUUAGGAUUAAAACUACUCACUGUUAUAGUGUAGUACACAUUACUGUAGGUGCACUCCAGUUCUGCAUAUGAACAAUGUACAGAGCAAAGCAUGUUAAGAUAUUUUUGUACUUUGACCUUUUUUUUUGACUACUGUAAUUUUGCUUUGAUGCAUGUUGUUUUUAUUUGUAUCAGAGGCUUUAAAAUGUUUGACCCUGUAUAAAAGAAAGAGCUUUAUAUUGCUGUGUUUAUUUGUUCAGAUGGGAAUAGAGCCAAAUUUAUCAAACUGACCUAAAUGCAAAGUUGUGUCACUUGUGUCCAAGUUCUUGUGAAAUAAAUAAAUACAUCAUUGUCAGUUA
Molecule: messenger RNA, 4127 nt
Organism: Lates calcarifer (barramundi perch)
Lineage: Eukaryota; Metazoa; Chordata; Actinopteri; Centropomidae
Gene: mtmr7a
Product: myotubularin related protein 7a
Exons: 14
Coding region: 543-2498 (651 amino acids)
Biological process (GO): dephosphorylation
Molecular function (GO): phosphatase activity
Source: RefSeq, a predicted model, not a curated record